AUGUAUGUGAAGGAUUUCGGGAUUGAUACCAUAGAAGCUGAACUUAGAGACGUGACAGAUGUGUUAAAGUGUCGAGAUAACAUGCACGCUUGGUGCUACAGGCAGUGGCUUGUUGCCGAGAAAAAUCCAAAUGGUUUUAAGUCUCAGUUUGCUGAGCCGAUUAUUCGUGAGGAAUGCAAGUUGACUGGUCAAGUUUUAGCUGACAACAUAAAGAGCAUCUAUGCCUGGUCACACAGAAAGUGGACCAUGGAGAGAUUUGGGGGUUGGAAAGAUGAACUUGUGUUCUGCCGGCAACUCCUUGAAAAUGACAUUCGAAAUACCUUAGCUUGGAACCAGAAAACCUUCAUUAUCAUGCGUUGGGGCCAGCAAGUAUCUCAGGAAAUAAGGGAACUCGAGUUAGAGUUUACUGAGAAGGCCAUUUACAAAGACCGAGAGAGUGAACAUCCGUGGAUGUACUUAACAUGCCUAUACCAGGCUAAGCCCUUUGUGCAUCAAAGUAUAGAUCUCAUCUACGAGUCCCUUACUUGGGCCACAAUGAGGGACCCAAUAGAUGUGUUCAUGAACAGAAGGUGGUGUGUUAAUGUUCUGGACACUCUUUUGCAUCUUACUUCCCUCGGUUACAAACCAAACGAGAAAGUGCGUGGUGCGGUAUUUAGAUUAUGCUCGAACAUCAAGUUAGCUGCUGACAUCACAGACGGGUCGCUAUGUUUCUGUGCUGUUACUGAUAACAAGUGUGAAACUUGCAGAUUUUGUUUGAUUUUGAUUUUGCAGCAUGUCGAUCUAGAGGGUCAUCAUCCUUGGGAAGUUGUGUAUUGA
Striga hermonthica is the source of this 816-nucleotide messenger RNA. The record is from the annotation of a GenBank genome assembly. NCBI's taxonomy places the organism in Eukaryota, Viridiplantae, Streptophyta, Magnoliopsida, Lamiales, Orobanchaceae.